CUCAACUAUUUUGAAACUGGCCUCAAAAAUGUGCCCGGAAGUCUGCAGAGGCAGAAUCCAGUGGCGUCAUAUACAUGCAGCAGGCCGUUCAGACUUUUCCGCAACCCCUCACGUACAAAUGCUUUCAGACUCCCGAAUGUUGUCUUUUCCCGUCUAUAGCAGUGUCUCUUCCAAGUGCCCGCCGAUAGUUAGUUUGAAGAUCUACAAAGUCAAACUGGAGGCUGGAGUUCGAGAUGGCGACUGCUGGGAUGCACGCUGACUCCGACAUGAGUCUCUUUCUUGACCGAAAGUUCUCCGAUGCAACGGUCGAAUGCGAGAGGAUGACCUGGCAGGUGCAUCGUGCGAUCCUGUGUAGUCGUUCCAAGUGGUUUGACAAGGCCCUCGAUGGGAACUUCAAAGAAGCGAAGGAUAAAUAUGUUGUAAUCCAGGAGACACCGGUGGCCAAGGUUGAGUGGCUCUUGAAGUUCAUCUACGGUGGAGAUUUGGCUGUGGAAAAAUCAACAGGAUUUGAUUCAAACGUAUUCGUGGCAUUUUGCGAAGCCUACGAGCUUGGUGACUUCUACGAUGUGCCUGCGCUCAGGAAAAGCGUGAUCAAGAAGCUAAAGUCGGCUCUCAACUUACUUAUAAAACCCAUCCAGACGGAAGCACAUCGUUAUAUUCCCCACGUGGCAUUCAAAGUUACAUUUCAGCAUCACUAUCAAGGGGUUUUGGAAGGCGUGAGUCGUGCUUACAAGUACGACGUGCCUACACUGGAACCACUACAACGGGAAUUCGCUGGUUUUGUUCGGCGAACAGGCUAUGCUGUCUUGCAGGACAAAAGGUUCCGUGAUUACGUGGCCAGCAAUCCUGUGUUUGCGAGGGACAUAUUGAUGAUCAUAUCUGCGGAUAUUGCAUUUGGCGCUCAUCCCAUCCCUAUUGAAUUCCCUACUUGCGAUAAGUGCAAGAGGGGCCUGUUCAGUUUGCAACAUGGGGCUUAUCUCUCCAGACUGGAAGGAAAUUUUCAAUGGAAAUCUGCAACAUGCUCUCGGUGUGAGGAUGCACCAAUCUGAAUGCCC
Pseudomassariella vexata is the source of this 1055-nucleotide messenger RNA. RefSeq lists its product as uncharacterized. The record is from RefSeq and is a predicted model, not a curated record. Lineage: Eukaryota; Fungi; Ascomycota; Sordariomycetes; Amphisphaeriales; Pseudomassariaceae. Gene Ontology annotation, cellular component: cytoplasm. Gene Ontology annotation, biological process: proteasome-mediated ubiquitin-dependent protein catabolic process; regulation of proteolysis. Gene Ontology annotation, molecular function: ubiquitin protein ligase binding. The transcript is spliced from 4 exons. The coding region runs from base 234 to 1049 and encodes 271 amino acids.